AUGUGCCUUUACAGUCUAGGGAAUGCUUCGUGGAAUGUGGAGAUGCUCGCAUCACACGUGUUCCAAUGUACCCUGGUGCCUUUCCAGAUCGUGAAGAAGAUUGUGCGCAUCUUUGCCGGAAUUAAAGGGUUCGUUACAAAACCUAGGACAGAUGUGGACCCCAAGACCAACGAGCGGAUCUACACCGACCCCGACACGGCGAAAUGGCUUGAAGAGGCUCAGUGGAACUUCUCGAACACGACGUGGGGAAACCCGUUUGGGGCAUGCGUUGCUGACAUCAUGGAUGUGCUGGAUUCGGGAAUGGCAUUGCACAUGCUGGAGAACCACAUCGCGGUUCUAAGCAAGCCAGAGCGGCGGGAUGUUGAGAGGCGCAAGAAGACUACCAAAGGAGAGACGCCGAGUGUCCUGUUGCGCCUGCCUGGAGGGAGCUCAUACUUCCUGAGUGGUGCAAACUAUGCAGCCUUCGAACACCGCAGCAUGAUGCAGGUGAUGCCCAUCCUAGUGGCCGACAAGUCAGCGCUACAGAAGGGGAAGGCUGGGGAGCUGGCCGCGCUCCGCGUCCGGGCGUUCCGGAUGCUGGUCGAGAUUUUGCCCCAGGCCUACCCGGACCACGCCUCGCACUGGCACUUUCCCAAGAUUCACAUGAUUGUCCACUUGCUGGACAAUGUGAUGUUGCGCGGGAUGCCGCACCACUACAGCACGGAGAUGUGGGAGCAUACCCACAAGGGGACAGUCAAGAUACCGGUCAGGGGCAGCAACUGGAAGGACAUCCCCAGGCGGAUCGUCGAGGAGGAGGUGCCGAGAGAGAUAUACAGGGGGGUGGCACAGGACGCGGGUGGUGGGCGUCAGUAUGCGACCGCUCUGCGCAAGGCGGUGGAGACGAUGAAGCCCGUGCUCACGAGGAAGGGCCGGACGAUGCGACUAGAGGUGGAGGGCGACGCUGUGAUGUCCACCUACCGUACCGCGCUGGGAGAGCUCAUGGACUCACUGCCUGGGUGCAUGGUGGCUGCGAACAUCACGGCUUCAGAGAUUGUGGCACACACGGCGGUGGCGAUUCCACGCACCAAGGGUGGAGCACUGGUCUCGAAGGGCGCGUUCAUCAAGGCAAGUCCCAAGAAGAACUGGUUCACAGACUUUGCCGUGAAGUCGAACAAGAAGAAGGAAGAGUGGUACGCAAAGGCGCUCUGUAUUUUCAAGGCGGCCAUGGACGACGGGGAGCGGAGGGGGUUUGUGUACGUGCGGUGGUAUGAGCAGGUGGGGGUCUGCCCACUCACCACCUGCGUGCAGCUCACACUGUCCCGGUUGGACACAAGGCAUGCUGUCGUUGCACUGGAGAGCAUCGAGCGGAUAGUGCACAUAUGCCGCUCUUUCAGCAACCCACGGGUGUUGCUGCUCAACAAGUUCUUGUUGUGUGAGUGA
Molecule: messenger RNA, 1419 nt
Organism: Closterium sp. Naga37s-1
Lineage: Eukaryota; Viridiplantae; Streptophyta; Zygnematophyceae; Desmidiales; Closteriaceae
Source: the annotation of a GenBank genome assembly